GUUUCGCUUCCCGGUUGCCAGGAGAGCGGCGCCGGCGGGGGCGGCCGAGCCCGCGACCCGCGACCGCCUCUUCCUCCGCGAGCCCGCGACUGCUGACCGCGUCCGUCCCUCCGCGAGCCCUUGACAGGGAAUGGUUUUGCAUGACUUUGGCGCUGGCUUCUAGUGGACACUGUGUAGGGGAGGAUGAACACAGAGGAGCUGGAGCUACUGAGUGACCCCAAGUACAGGAACUACGUCGCUGCAAUUGACAAGGCACUAAAGAACUUUGAGUACUCCAGUGAAUGGGCAGAUUUGAUAUCAGCACUUGGAAAACUUAACAAGGUUUUACAAAAUAAUGCCAAAUACCAGGUAGUACCCAAAAAGCUGACCAUAGGCAAACGUCUAGCUCAGUGUCUGCAUCCAGCCUUACCAGGAGGAGUUCAUCGGAAGGCACUUGAAACAUACGAAAUUAUCUUCAAAAUCAUUGGACCAAAACGACUUGCCAAAGAUCUUUUUUUAUAUAGCUCUGGAUUAUUUCCCCUUCUUGCAAAUGCUGCUAUGUCUGUGAAACCAACACUGCUGAGUUUAUAUGAGAUAUAUUAUUUACCUUUGGGUAAAACACUGAAACCUGGUCUACAAGGAUUAUUAACUGGUAUUCUUCCUGGCUUAGAAGAAGGAUCAGAGUAUUAUGAGAGAACAAACACGUUGUUGGAAAAGGUUGCUGCUGCCGUUGACCAGUCAGCGUUCUACAGUGCCCUCUGGGGCAGUCUGCUCACCAGCCCUGCUGUGCGUCUACCUGGGAUCACUUAUGUGCUUGCUCACCUAAACAGGAAGCUCUCUAUGGAAGAUCAACUUUAUAUUAUUGGCAGUGACAUUGAGCUAAUGGUCGAAGCAGUAAGUACAUCAGUACAGGACUCAAGUGUACUUGUGCAGAGGAGCACCCUGGACCUCAUACUCUUCUGCUUUCCAUUCCACAUGAGUCAGGCCACUCGACCCGACAUGAUCAGGAUCUUGUCAGCAGCGUUACAUGUAGUACUGCGGAGAGAUAUGUCCCUGAACCGAAGACUUUAUGCAUGGCUUCUGGGUUUUGAUAACAACGGUGCUAUCGUAGGACCCAGGAGCACAAGACAUAGUAAUCCUGAAGAACAUGCCACAUACUAUUUCACUACCUUUUCAAAAGAAUUAUUGGUUCAGGCAAUGGUAGGGAUCUUACAAGUGAAUGGAUUUGGAGAAGAGAGCACUCUAAUGCAGGAUCUAAAACCUUUUCGGAUUUUAAUCAGCUUACUGGACAAACCUGAGCUAGGACCUGUAAUUCUGGAAGAUGUCUUGAUUGAAGUGUUUAGAACAUUAUAUUCUCAGUGUAAAGCAGAAUUAGAUUUUCAAAUGGAACCGCCCUUCAGCAAGGACCAUGCUCAGCUAAGCAGUAAAUUAAGGGAAAAUAAGAAAACAGCAGAGCUGAUUAAAACUGCCAACCUUCUCUUUAACUCCUUUGAACCUUAUUAUAUGUGGGAUUACAUUGCUCGUUGGUUUGAAGAAUGUUGUAGGAGGACACUGCACACCAGACUUCAAAUUGGACCUGGAGAUAGUAGUGAGUCAUCUGAGUUACAGCUGACCAAUUUCUGCUUAUUGGUGGAUUUUUUGUUGGAUAUAGUUUCUUUGGAGACGUACAUUGAAAUCCAGACAGAACACUUGCCACAGUUGCUGCUCAGAAUGAUUUCUGCCCUGACAAGUCAUCUCCAUACAUUGCGCUUGUCUGAGCUCACAGAUUCCCUCAGGCUCUGCUCAAAGAUCCUCAGCAAAGUUCAGCCUCCGCUGUUAUCUGCGGGCACUGGGGGCGUGUUGCAGUUCCAAAGUGGGCAGCGCAACCCAGUCAAAGACUGGGAAGACAAAAAGGUAUCAACAGUUUCACUGGAAAAUCCCACUGAAGUGUUUGAGGAUGGAGAAAACCCACCUAGCAGUCAGUCAUCAGAGAGUGGCUUUACUGACUUCAUACAGUAUCAAGCUGACGGAACUGAUGACAUUGACAGAGAGCUGAGUGAAGGACAGGGGACAGCUACUAUCCCACUUGGGAGCACAUCCUCUGAAACAGAGACAGCCUCCACGGUGGAAUCCGAGGAAACUGUUACUCAGCCCCCAUCCAGACUCGGUCAAGGGACAGCACCCCGGCGUGGGAAGACAGCACAAAAGACGGCCAUGCAGUGCUGCCUGGAGCAGGCCCAGCCCUUCCUUACCAGACUCAUCAACCUCUAUGUCAUUCCCCGCAGCACGCUCUCUCAGGCUUUGGCUAUGGAUCCCCAGGGAGAUCUUGGCAGAACCCAAGGGGAGACUUCAAAAUGGGACAGGGAUUCACAAGGAGAUGUAAAAGAGAGAAACUUAAAUACACAAAAAACCUCAAAAGAACACCUGCCUGCCUUCCUUGCUGCCUGUCAGCUCUUCCUGGAGUGCUCAAGUUUCCCUGUUUACAUUGCUGAGGGGACCCAUUCAUCAGAGUUACGUUCUGAAAAAUUGGAGACUGACUGUGAACAUGUGCAGCCGCCACAGUGGCUGCAGACUCUGAUGAAUGCUUGCAGCCAAGCAAAUGACUUCAGUAUUCAGAGUGUGGCUGUCUCCCUGGUCAUGGACCUGGUGGGGCUGACCCAGUCAGUGGCCAUGGUCACUGGGGAAAACGUCAACAGCAUGGAGCCUGCACAGCCAUUGAGUCCAAACCAGGGCAGAGUAGCUGUGGUCAUCAGACCACCCCUCACACAGGGCAAUCUAAGAUACAUAGCAGAGAAGACAGAAUUUUUCAAGCAUGUAGCCCUGACGCUGUGGGACCAACUAGGAGACAGGACACCUCAGCACCACCAGAAGAGUGUGGAACUAUUUUAUCAAUUACAUAACUUAGUACCUUCUUCUAGCAUCUGUGAGGAUGUUAUAAGUCAGCAGUUAACCCAUAAAAACAAGAAAAUACGAAUGGAAGCACACGCAAAGUUCGCCGUUCUCUGGCACCUCACACGGGAUCUCCAUAUAAAUAAGUCAUCUUUUGCACGCUCUUUUGACAGGUCUCUGUUCAUCAUGUUGGACAGCCUUAACAGCCUAGAUGGCUCCACGAGCUCAGUGGGCCAGGCUUGGCUGAACCAAGUCCUACAAAGACACGACAUUGCCAGAGUGCUGGAGCCAUUGCUCCUGCUCCUGCUCCAUCCAAAAACACAGAGGGUUUCGGUGCAACGAGUACAAGCAGAACGCUACUGGAAUAAGACUCCCUGUUACCUAGGCGAGGAGAAUGACAAGCAUUUCAUGCAGAAUUUUACCUGCAGCAGUGUAAGCCAAGCUCAGCUCAUGGCAUCGAAAGGAAAUGGUGAGAAACCACUUACCAUGGAUGAAAUAGAGAACUUCAGUCUCACGGUUAACCCACUGAGCGACAGGCUCUCCCUCCUGAGUACCAGCAGUGAGACAAUCCCAAUGGUUGUCUCUGACUUCGAUCUUCCAGACCAGCAAAUAGAAAUCCUUCAGAGUUCUGACUCUGGGUGUUCACAGUCCUCAGCUGGGGACAACAUGAGCUACGAAGUUGAUGCAGAAAAUAUGAAUGCCCCAGAGGAGUCUCACAUGCUCAAAGCGAGCUCCCCCGAUGACGAUGUUCAGCAGUUGGUGUUUGACCUAAUACACCAAGUUGUGAGUGGCCUGGAAGCAGAGUCGACACCGGUAACCUCCGAGAUGGACACAGAAGCUCUUCCCCCAGAUGGUGGUGACUUGGAUCUCGAAGAGGAAGUGGUGAAAAGCAAGGAUCUGUCUGCUGCACGAGGUCAGAGUGCUUUGCUGAGUCAUGAAAGCCCUCAGUUUCUGUCUGUGUCCUCAGAGGAAGCCCAAGAGUGCUUGGCAAAUGGAAUCUCCAGAAACAGCUCCUCACCUUGUAUUUCAGGAACCACACAAAGUCCCUAUGACUCAUCGGUGGCUGCCGCAGAAACCAGGUCUAGGCAAAGGAGUCACAGCAGCAUCCAAUUCAGCUUCAAAGAAAAGUUACCAGAAAAAGUCUCUGAGAAAGAAACAAUUGUUAAGGAGUCCGGUAAACAACCAGGAGCAAAACCCAAAGUAAAGCUUGCCCGAAAAAAGGAUGAUGACAAGAAAAAAACUUCAAAUGAAAAACUGAAACAAACCAGUGUCUUCUUUAGUGAUGGUCUUGAUUUGGAGAAUUGGUACAGCUGCGGAGAGGGAGAAAUUUCUGAAAUUGAGAGUGACAUGGGAUCUCCGGGAUCCCGGAAAUCUCCCAAUUUCCACAUUCAUCCUCUCUAUCAGCAUGUGCUCCUCUAUCUCCAAUUAUAUGAUUCAUCAAGGACUCUCUAUGCCUUCUCUGCCAUCAAAGCCAUCCUGAAAACUAACCCUAUUUCCUUCGUAAAUGCCAUUUCAACCACAAGUGUAAAUAAUGCCUACACCCCUCAGCUGUCUCUGCUUCAGAAUCUGCUGGCAAGACACCGCAUCUCUGUUAUGGGAAAGGACUUUUAUAGUCACAUUCCAGUGGACUCAAAUCACAACUUCCGGAGUUCUAUGUACAUAGAAAUUCUCAUUUCUCUCUGUUUAUAUUACAUGCGUAGCCAUUACCCAACUCACGUCAAGGUCUCUACACAAGAUUUAAUAGGCAAUCGAAACAUGCAGAUGAUGAGCAUAGAAAUUUUGACUCUCCUCUUCACUGAGCUGGCAAAAGUAAUAGAAAGCUCUGCGAAAGGUUUUCCUAGUUUCAUCUCUGAUAUGUUAUCUAAAUGCAAAGUUCAAAAAGUGAUUCUUCAUUGUUUGCUAUCAUCUAUCUUUAGUGCUCAGAAAUGGCAUAGUGAAAAAAUGGCAGGUAAGAACAUGGCUGCUGUGGAAGAAGGGCUCUCAGAGGACAGCCUUAUCAAUUUCUCAGAGGAUGAAUUUGACAAUGGCAGCACACUCCAGUCGCAGCUUCUCCGGGUGCUUCAGAGGCUGAUUGUUUUGGAACACCGGGUGAUGACUAUUCCUGAAGAGAAUGAAACAGGUUUUGACUUUGUCGUCUCUGACCUGGAACACAUCAGCCCCCAUCAGCCCAUGACCUCUCUUCAGUAUUUGCACGCCCAGCCAAUCACCUGUCAGGGCAUGUUCCUCUGUGCAGUGAUCCGAGCUUUGCAUCAACACUGCGCGUGUAAGAUGCACCCACAAUGGAUUGGCUUGAUCACAUCCACUCUGCCUUACAUGGGAAAAGUUCUACAGAGAGUAGUUGUGUCUGUGACUCUACAGCUGUGCAGGAAUUUGGAUAAUCUAAUUCAGCAGUACAAAUAUGAGACAGGGCUAUCUGAUAGUAGGCCUCCAUGGAUGGCAUCGAUUACCCCACCAGACAUGAUUCUCACUCUCUUGGAAGGGAUCACUGCCAUUAUCCAUUAUUGUCUAUUGGAUCCAACUACACAGUACCAUCAACUCUUGGUCAAUGUUGACCAGAAACACUUGUUUGAAGCCCGCAGUGGAAUCCUGUCGAUCCUACACAUGAUCUUGUCCUCGGUGACACUGCUGUGGAGCAUACUGCACCAGGCUGACGCUUCAGAGAAGAUGGCUGCCGCUGCAUCCGCCGCCGUCACCACCAUCAACCUCGGCGCCACAAAGAACUUGAGACAACAAAUCCUUGAGCUGUUGGGCCCCAUCUCAAUGAAUCACGGUGUGCACUUUAUGGCUGCCAUUGCAUUUGUAUGGAAUGAAAGAAGACAGAACAAAACCACUGCACGAACCAAGGUUAUUCCUGUGGCCAGUGAAGAGCAGCUGUUACUGGUGGAGCUGGUUCGCUCCAUCAGUGUCAUGAGAGCAGAAACUGUCAUCCAGACUGUGAAAGAAGUUUUAAAGCAGCCUCCAGCCAUAGCCAAAGACAAGAAACAUCUUUCUUUGGAAGUCUGCAUGCUUCAGUUUUUCUAUGCUUAUAUUCAAAGAAUUCCAGUGCCCAAUUUAGUGGAUAGCUGGGCAUCACUGUUGCUACUUCUAAAAGACUCUAUACAACUGAGUCUCCCAGCCCCGGGGCAGUUUCUUAUCCUGGGGGUUCUGAAUGAGUUUAUUAUGAAAAAUCCUAGCUUGGAAAAUAAGAAAGACCAAAGAGACCUUCAGGAUGUGACUCAUAAAAUAGUGGAUGCUGUCGGUGCAAUUGCUGGCUCCUCUCUGGAACAAACAACAUGGCUGCGACGAAAUCUGGAGGUGAAGCCUUCUCCCAAAAUAGUGGUGGAUGGAGCCAACUUGGAAUCUGACAUUGAAGAUAUGUUAUCACCUGCGAUGGAAACCUCAAAUAUAACUCCCUCUGUAUAUAGUGUCCAUGCUUUGACACUGCUCUCUGAGGUCUUGGCCCAUCUUUUGGACAUGGUUUUCUAUAGUGAUGAAAAGGAGCGUGUUAUCCCCUUACUUGUAAACAUCAUGCAUUAUGUCGUGCCCUACCUCCGAAAUCACAGUGCACAUAAUGCUCCUAGUUACCGAGCCUGUGUGCAGCUACUGAGCAGUCUUAGUGGGUACCAGUACACACGGAGAGCUUGGAAAAAAGAAGCCUUUGACCUCUUCAUGGAUCCCAGUUUCUUUCAGAUGGACGCCUCUUGUGUUAAUCAUUGGAGGGCAAUUAUGGACAAUCUGAUGACACAUGAUAAGACAACAUUCAGAGAUCUGAUGACUCGAGUGGCUGUGGCCCAAAGCAGUUCACUUAAUCUUUUUGCAAACCGGGAUGUGGAGUUAGAGCAGAGAGCCAUGCUUCUCAAAAGAUUAGCCUUUGCUAUUUUUAGCAGUGAGGUUGACCAGUACCAGAAAUACCUCCCAGAUAUACAAGAGAGAUUGGUGGAAAGUCUCCGUUUGCCCCAGGUACCAACUCUUCACUCUCAAGUGUUCCUGUUUUUCAGAGUGUUACUUUUACGAAUGUCUCCACAGCAUCUGACCUCCCUCUGGCCGACCAUGAUCACCGAACUGGUACAGGUAUUUUUAUUGAUGGAGCAGGAACUCACUGCUGAUGAAGAUAUUUCACGGACAUCAGGCCCCUCCGUGGCCGGUCUGGAGACAACCUACACAGGAGGUAAUGGCUUCUCUACUUCCUAUAACAGCCAGCGGUGGUUAAACCUCUAUCUCUCUGCUUGCAAAUUUUUGGAUUUGGCUCUGGCAUUGCCCUCCGAAAAUCUCCCUCAGUUUCAGAUGUACCGAUGGGCCUUUAUUCCAGAAGUCUCCGAUGACUCGGGUUUAGAAGUCAGGAGGCAGGGCAUACAUCAACGAGAAUUUAAACCCUACGUGGUACGACUGGCCAAACUUCUCAGGAAAAGGGCAAAGAAAAAUCCAGAGGAUGACACGUCGGGGAGAGCGCUGGGCUGGGAACCGGGGCACCUGCUCCUCACCGUGGGCUCCGUGCGCAGCAUGGAGCAGCUGCUGCCCUUCUUCCAUGUCCUCAGCCAGGUCUUCAACAGCAAGGUCACAAGCCGGUGCGGAGGCCGCUCAGGGAGCCCCGUCCUCUCCUCAAACACCUUCUCUAACAAGGACAUGAAACUCGAGAACCACAAACCGUUUUCUACCAGAGCCAGACAAAAAAUAGAAGAAAUGGUAGAAAAGGAUUUUCUGGAAGGGGUGAUAAAAACUUGACCACACUGGUGGCUCCAUUUAAAUGUAAUGUAAAACGGGACACACUGCUCUGAGGUGUAUAGUUGUUUUUCUUUUGUAUGUAAAACACACUUCAGGUUGUAUUUAAAUGUUUGUAAAUAAGAGCUAAUGUCUGAAUGUGGCCUAAAUCAAGUUUAAAUAUUAUUGGCUCCUAUUGAUUAUGGUGCCUAGGAGAGAUCUAUGAGUUGUUUUAAACCUGCAAAAUACACACUGCACAUUUUU
Messenger RNA from Dipodomys spectabilis (banner-tailed kangaroo rat), 7788 nucleotides. It is a transcript of the gene Dop1a, whose product is annotated as DOP1 leucine zipper like protein A. The transcript is spliced from 37 exons. The record is from RefSeq and is a predicted model, not a curated record. Gene Ontology annotation, biological process: Golgi to endosome transport. Bases 184 to 7548 code for a protein of 2454 amino acids. Gene Ontology annotation, cellular component: trans-Golgi network; endosome. Lineage: Eukaryota; Metazoa; Chordata; Mammalia; Rodentia; Heteromyidae.